AUGUCUGAUGUAGAGGUGGAAAACCAAAAGACCAUCACAGAAUUCAUCCUCCUGGGAUUCGGUGACCUUCAUGAGCUGAAGAUCCUUGUAUUCAUGGUAUUCCUGGCUAUCUACAUAGUAACACUCACUGGGAAUAUCCUGAUCAUUGUGACGGUAUCAUAUAACCACAACCUGCACAACCCCAUGUACUUCUUCCUGGGCAACCUGUCUGUCCUGGAAGUCUGCUACACUACCAGCGUCACCCCCAAGAUGCUGAAAACCCUCCUGGUGGUGCAAGAAGACAUUUCCUUCUCUUCUUGUCUCCUGCAGUUCUACAUCUUCGGAUCUCUGGUGGUUGCCGAGUACUUCCUGCUUGCUGCCAUGUCCUACGACCGUUACUUGGCCAUAUGCAAACCACUGCAUUACGCCUCCACCAAGAGCUUCCAGCUUUGCUUUCAGUUGGCAGUGGGGUCAUGGGUCAUUGAGUUCCUUUCACUGGUGGUCACCAUGCCCAUGGUUUCUAGGUUACCUUUCUGUGCUUCCAAGGAGAUCAACCAUUUCUUCUGUGACCUGACACCCAUCAUUAAACUCUCCUGUGGGGAUACCUACAUGGUCAGGAUACCGGCUUUCAUCAUAGCCUCCCUUGUGUCCUUCUUGCCUUUCCUUCUAACCCUACUGUCCUACUACAAAAUAAUCUCCACCAUCCUGAAGAUCCCUUCCACCUCUGGGAAGCAGAAAGCCUUCUCCACCUGCUCCUCCCACCUCAUUGUGGUGUCUGUGUUCUAUGGCACACUUAUGGUGGUCUACGCGGCUCCCAUAGCCAACCAGUGGCCAAACUUAAACAAGACCUUUUCCGUGCUGUACACAGUGGUGACACCACUGAUCAACGCCAUCGUAUACAGCCUGAGAAACAUGGAGGUCAAAGAGACAUUGAGAAAGCUUUUCAGUAAAAAUCCAUGCUAAGUGCAUGACCGGGGGCUCUGUCCUAUCUUGAUUGCUAAAUCCUUUCUCACCUUAUACAAUUAGUCUCAUUGAAGUCAAUAGCCCAAAGUCCAACCUUUGUCAAAGCUGAUAAAGGGAUUUGGAUGCCCUCCCUAUACAUAUACUACUUAAUACCAAAUGAAGGAUGUGCCAGUAGCUAGGACACUAGCUUGGAAGUUGGGAAAACUACUUUCAGUUCCCUGCUCAAGUACAUGUUUCCUGCGUGAGCUUGGCUAAAUUCUCAGACUGCAAGGCCAGAAGGAACCAUUGUGAUCACCUAGUCCAAUCUCCUGUACAACACAUGCCAUA
Messenger RNA from Gopherus evgoodei (Goodes thornscrub tortoise), 1269 nucleotides. Its product is annotated as olfactory receptor 6F1-like. Gene Ontology annotation, molecular function: G protein-coupled receptor activity; olfactory receptor activity. Gene Ontology annotation, biological process: G protein-coupled receptor signaling pathway. The transcript has a single exon. Lineage: Eukaryota; Metazoa; Chordata; Testudines; Testudinidae. Gene Ontology annotation, cellular component: membrane. The record is from RefSeq and is a predicted model, not a curated record. Bases 1 to 942 code for a protein of 313 amino acids.